AUGGCAUGUUUAUUAAGUCCUUUUAAGGAUGAAGAAGAUACCUACGGCUUCAACUACUUAGGAACUAUGUAGGCAGGUGUACAUAGUGUGCCUCCCUACUUCUUCUUGUUUCUUCCCUUGUACUUUUUAAAAGGGUUCAAAUCUAGCCAGUACUGCUUACCAAUUCACAUUUGAAUUUCUCAUUUCUUUUUUUCAUAGAGAAACCCCAAAUCCACUGAUAAUCCGAGGGGGUAACGAUUACGAUAGAAGAAUGGAAACUGCUAUUUUCUGGCAACUAUAUUCAUCGUUUUUAACAAUAGUGAUACUUUUCACCAUAGCUGGAAAUUCCCUGGUUUGUAUUUUAAUAACACGAAACAGAGCAUUGAAAUCAUCCAUUAACUGGCUUCUUUUCCACCUGGCCAUUGCAGAUUUACUGGUAGCUGUGUUUUUUAUCCCUCCAUGCGUUCUAAGCCACUUUAUUCAUCAUCCAGGUGGCAAGACUGGAAACAUUCUGUGCCUUAUAUUUACCGCUGGUACCUUAGGCUGGGUAUCUGCCUCAGCGUCGAGCUUUCUACUGGUAUCAGUUGCAUUCGAGCGAUAUUAUGCCACCUUACAUCCAUUUCGGAGCCUUCAACGCAGGCAUUCGUGGUGGCUGCUGUUCCUGCUGUGGAUUUUAGCAAUCUCGUUAAACCUUCCGUCUAUUGUUGUGACAGCCUUUGAUGUACAGAGUCAAAUGUGCUCCGAGAACUUCCCAAGUUACACAUUUUCCAGUGCCUAUUACAUCACAUGGUCAUUUUGCAAUUCAGUUAUUUCUAUUUGCCUAAUGGGGUGCUUGUACUCCAGCAUUAUUUUGCAUUUGCAAAAACAAACUUUUAUUCCAGAUUCUUCUCGAGCAUCGGCGACACGGCGCAGAAACAAAGUGACCAAGAUGCUCAUUUCCGUCACUGUAAUCUUCGCUGUUUGCUGGAUUCCUCAGGCUACACUC
Porites lobata is the source of this 964-nucleotide messenger RNA. The record is from the annotation of a GenBank genome assembly. NCBI's taxonomy places the organism in Eukaryota, Metazoa, Cnidaria, Anthozoa, Scleractinia, Poritidae.